AGAUUGUUUUCUAUAUAACAUAUAUUUCUAUAAAUAGGGGCAACCUAAGACGAAUAACAUCUCCACUUCCCUUAUUUGAUCUUAUCCUUAUCUUCUUUCUUGUUCUAUUUCGCUUUUAACCUCUAUCUCUCUGAUAAUCAUUUCAUCUUCUUGUUUAACUUCUUGAGAUCUUUGUCUGAUUCUAGAGCUGUUAUUAAUUAACCAAAGAUAAAUGUCAAUGGACGGAGUUAUGAAAUGAGAAAUCUAAACCAGUUCUCUAGAUUCCUCGUUUAUCAUUCUGUAUCCGUUGUGAUUCUCCACUGGUUUUACGUCUUUUCUUGAACAAUUUUAUUUUAUUUUUCAAUUUUUUCCCGCAAAGUGUUAGGACAAGAACAUGGCAAACGCAGAGAAGACAAGUUCAGGUUCCGACAUAGAUGAGAAGAAAAGGAAACGCAAGUUGUCAAACCGCGAAUCAGCUAGAAGGUCGCGUUUGAAGAAACAGAAGUUAAUGGAAGACACCAUCAUCGAGAUCUCGGCUCUCGAGAGACGAAUCAAAGAGAACACCGAGAGAUGCAAAGUGGCGAGACGGAGGCUUGACUCGCUCGAGUCUGAAAACGUUUCUUUGAGAUCGGAGAAGACGUGGCUUUUGAACUAUGUCAGCGAUUUAGAGAACAUGAUUGCCACGACUUCCUUAACGCUGACGCAUAGUGGCGGCGAUGACGAGAACGUAAACGCGGAAAUAGCGGUUGGAGAUUGUAGGCGUAGACCAUGGCAGGAGUAUAGCUGUGGUUCUCUACAAACGCUUGCGUCCUUCAAAACAUGAGCAUUGUGUAUUUUUAAGUUUGUAUCUUAUCAUAUUGAAUUGUUUUCUCCUCAGACAUUCAAAAAAGUUGAUGGAAGUUUUUACUUGUU
This is a messenger RNA of Brassica napus (rape), 891 nucleotides long. Its product is annotated as basic leucine zipper 1. The record is from RefSeq and is a predicted model, not a curated record. The transcript has a single exon. The coding region runs from base 374 to 802 and encodes 142 amino acids. Gene Ontology annotation, cellular component: nucleus. NCBI's taxonomy places the organism in Eukaryota, Viridiplantae, Streptophyta, Magnoliopsida, Brassicales, Brassicaceae. Gene Ontology annotation, biological process: positive regulation of DNA-templated transcription. Gene Ontology annotation, molecular function: DNA-binding transcription factor activity; transcription cis-regulatory region binding.